GUGUUAGUUCCUGUUUUGAACAGGACACGGCCGCUGUCCAACAGUGUUCACUUAUUUUAUCUACUGCAGGGGAUUUUAUACUUAAUAUUCAAAAUAACAGCCAGUUUCAGCAUCAGCGAUGGAGGAAAUUUACGUCAAUGUGAAAUCUGCCAAGCCUGCGUGCCAAAUUCCUGCAUCCGAGAAUAGAGGUUUGAGCAACUACAAGAAGAGGGCCUCUGUAGGUAUUAUUAUAUUUUUGGGAAUCCUGAAUGUUUUACUGCUGGCUGGACUCAUCACCCUUCAUGUCUAUUCUUCUAAACUGGCAGCAGAUCUUUCCAACAUCAAUGAAAAUCUGACUGAGCAGCUACAGGACAGCAACAACAAGCUUUCAUUUAUGAUUGAAGAGAGAGACCUGCUGACUGCUAACCUCACUGAAAUGACUAAAAAGCUAAACGGGCCUCGAGGAACAUGUCCUACAGGAUGGAGAAUGUUCAAUUGUUCCUGUUACUUCCUGUCUACAACAAAGGGCUCCUGGGAUGAAGGCAGAAAGGAUUGCAGAACAAGAGGAGCAGAUCUGGUGGUGAUAAACAAUAAAAAUGAACAGACAUUUCUUUCCACCUUUGCUGAGACACAAACUUGGAUUGGUUUGAAUGACAAGGAAACUGAGGGAUCCUGGAAGUGGGUAGAUGCAACUCCUAUUACUCUUGCGUUCUGGGAAAACAAUCAGCCUGAUAAUGGUCUUGGAGACCCAAAGUGGGGUGAGGAGGACUGUGCACAUCUUAAAACUGAAGAAAGCUCAUUGUGGAACGACAUUUCAUGUUCAACUUCUCUCCUGUGGAUCUGUGAGAAACUACCGCUGUUCACUGCUUGACAAAUAUCUAUAUGUCAAAGUAUUUUAACCAAAGCAUAUCUUUAAAGUUUCACUUUAAUGCUGUAUUUAAAUAUGUGUUAUUGUAGAACACAUUUCGGAGCUCGUAAUAAAGGUUUUUUGUUUCAUUCCUUC
Molecule: messenger RNA, 982 nt
Organism: Girardinichthys multiradiatus
Lineage: Eukaryota; Metazoa; Chordata; Actinopteri; Cyprinodontiformes; Goodeidae
Product: C-type lectin domain family 4 member E-like
Exons: 6
Coding region: 119-850 (243 amino acids)
Source: RefSeq, a predicted model, not a curated record